Molecule: messenger RNA, 1817 nt
Organism: Closterium sp. NIES-65
Lineage: Eukaryota; Viridiplantae; Streptophyta; Zygnematophyceae; Desmidiales; Closteriaceae
Source: the annotation of a GenBank genome assembly
AUGCUGUUGUCAACAGUGCUGCGUCGGCCCAAGCUGCGCAUGAGUGCACUGGCCAGGGAGAUGAACACGCUGCGCCAUGGAGUGCUGGAGGAGCUGCGAGGCACCGUGCAAGAGGUUGGCACGGUUCUCCUGGACUUGUACCACAGGUGGGUGGCUGUUUGUCUGGACGUGAACCACAGGUGGGUGGCUGUUUGUCUGGACGUGAACCACAGGUGGGUGGCUGCUGGACAUGAACCACAGCUGUGGGACGUCAUAUCAAGCCCUGCCAUGCCCCCUGCCAUGCCCCCUGCCAUGCCCCCUACCAUGCCCCCUGCCAUGCCCCCUGCCAUGCCCCCUGCCAUGCCCCCUGCCAUGCCCCCUGCCAUGCCCCCUGUCAUGCCCCCUGCCAUGCCCCCUGCCAUGCCCCCGGCCAUGCCCCCGGCCAUGCCCCCUGCCAUGCCCCCUGCCAUCCUCCUGCCAUGCCCCCUGCCAUGCCCCCUGCCAUGCCCCCUGCCAUGCCCCCUGCCAUGCCCCCUGCCAUCCUCCUGCCAUCCCCCUGCCAUCCUCCUACCAUGCCCCCUGCCAUGCCCCACCCCACUCUGCAGGGUGCGAUCAGAGUUUUGCGACCAUCUGUGGGACGUCAUGGGUGCGGCAACCUUCUGGUACACCAGCACCGAUGCCUACUUCAUUCCCUCUCUCUACUACAUCCCCUCCUUCGCUGCACGGCUGAACGAGCUCUUCCCAGAUGGCCGCGUGUACACACAUGUGGCACGCUACCUGCUGCACCCAGAUAACCAACUAUGGGACGGAAUCACAGCCAAAUUCCACGUCAACCUUGCCCAAUUCCCCCACCGCCUGGGGGUUCAGGUGAGCGAGAAUGACGUGAGUUUUCUGCCUGUGAGGAGUUCUCUGCCUGUGAGGAGUUCUCUGCCUGUGAGGAGUUCUCUGCCUGUGAGGAGUUCUCUGCCUGUGAGGAGUUCUCUGCCUGUGAGGAGUUCUCUGCCUGUGAGGAGUUCUCUGCCUGUGAAGAGUUCUCUGCCUCUGAGGAGUUCUCUGGCUGUGAGGAGUUCUCUGCCUAUUCGGUCGCCAUAUGCAAACGAACUGCCAGUGGCCCAUCGUGUGCUCGACUGCGCUAUCAACAUCUCUCACUACCUGCCGCCCACCACCCCUCUUGCACCACCUACUCCCCACCCCGUUCUCUGCUCCCCACCUUUCAACCUACUCCCCACCCCGUUCUCUGCUCCCCACCUUUCAACCUACUCCCCACCCCGUUCUCUGCUCCCCACCUUUCAACCUAUUCCCCACCCCUUUCUCUGCUCCCCACCUUUCAACCUAUUCCCCACCCCGUUUUCUGCUCCCCACCUUUCAACCUACUCCCCACCCCGUUCUCUGCUCCCCACCUUUCAACCUACUCCCCACCUCGUUCUCUGCCCCCCACCUUUCAACCUACUCCCCACCUCGUUCUCUGCUCCCCACCUUUCAACCUACUCCCCACCUCGUUCUUUGCUCCCCACCUUUUUCCGCGCUGUCCACUUUUCGUCUGUACUUAGGUGUGACUGCCUUGUGAACAUGUCGUUCGAUUCCAUCUCCCCGCUUGACACCUACCAUCAGAACGCAUCACGGGCGGAAGCACGUGAAUCACCAUACGAGAAGAUGGGGGUGUUUGUGUCGUCUCUCAACAUUCACCACUUGGUGGAUCUGCAGCACCACUACCUACACAGCCACGUGCAGGGCAGCAGUCACGUUGGCUUCUGGACGAUCACCAAUGAAGAGGCAGAGAAACAUGACGAGGGGCAGAUGGUAUCAGCUGUCUUGGACAUGUGGCUGCUGAGCUUCUG